Molecule: messenger RNA, 359 nt
Organism: Cervus elaphus (red deer)
Lineage: Eukaryota; Metazoa; Chordata; Mammalia; Artiodactyla; Cervidae
Product: WAP four-disulfide core domain protein 10A-like
Exons: 2
Coding region: 16-252 (78 amino acids)
Cellular component (GO): extracellular region
Molecular function (GO): peptidase inhibitor activity
Source: RefSeq, a predicted model, not a curated record
ACUCCGGCCAGAGUCAUGAGAACCCUGACUCUGCUGUCCAGCCUGCUUCUCUGUGUCCUGCUGCUGCAGGCCCGGGGAGGGCAACGCAGCCAGAGGAUGAACCAAAAGCAGCCACCCCCAGAAAUCAAGCAGUGUGAGAAAAGACCCAAAAUAUAUCUGUGCACAAUCCCCUGCACAGAUCACCGAGAAUGUCAAGCAAAUAACAUAUGCUGCUCAACCUUCUGCGGGAAUGUUUGUAUGAACAUCCUGUGAGUCAGAGAGCAGGGGACCAGGCAUCCUGCCCCCGCCAGCCGUCUCCGCAGACACUGUGCCUGCGGCUGAAGACAAGGACAUGACCCUGGACACAAGGAUGUAACAAG